UUAUAUAUAUGAAUAAUAACAUAUUUGGAUUAUUCAUUAAAUCAACAAAUAAUAAGCCCAAGGUGUGAUUAAUGAAGUGUAGAAAAUCACCGAUAAGAAUAUUGAUAAGUGCUUAAGUUUUUGUUUUAUCGCAAUCGUACUGCAGUGCAAAAGACGCAGUUCGUAUUCUUUUAAACCAUUGUUUAUUCGAAGGAUAUUCUAACAUUUCUAACACCAUUCAGUUGGUGUGAAAGCGUUUGUUGACAAACACAAUCGUAAUAGGAAUGCGUAAACGAAACCGCAGUUCCUCGGAUAUAACAAUACCUGUUUACUCGAUGACGCAAAUCAUGGGUUCCCAGUCCAAAAGCGCAACGCCUGACAAUAGCGACGACGAGAGCGGCGAAGCAUUCACCGAUGCAGACUUCGGCGACUCUGACGAUGAAAUCAACGUAGAGUUAGACGUAGUAGAACCUAGCGAUAAUUCCAAACUUAACGAAACGGUAAAUUCUGAGCUGGUAGACAUGGAGAUCGCACACGGCGCCCGCAACGGCUUCGACGAUGCUAAAGUUAACGGGCUUAAGAACGGAGACGCGGAAUGUGAUGGGAUGCCCAGCGCGCGGCGGGACUCACAUGGCGAUCAGAAUCCCUCCAUCGUUGGCAUUCUCGGCGGCCAGCAGGAUCAUGCGGAGCAACGGCUAGCGGCGCGGCGGGCGGCGCGGGCGGAGGCGCGCGAGAUCCGCAUGCGCGAGUUGGAGCGCCAGCAGCGGGAGCAGGAGGACCAUGCUGACAAGGCCUACGACAUGUAUGCCGAGACGGUGGGGCGGCGCACGGGCACCCGGCUGACGGGGCUCAGCCCCGCGGCGCUGCACUCGCCGCGGCGGAGCUCCGAGGACUCGGCCGACGACACCUUCAACGUCAAGGACCUUAGGGGGGAGUUGAAAGAGGUAGAAGAAAAAUUUCGCAAGGCGAUGAUCUUAAAUGCGCAGCUCGACAACGACAAAGCGGCGCUCGGUUACCAGCUCGAAUUACUAAAAGACCGCAUCGAGGAGCUACAUGAGGAAUACGCACAAUUACAGCGGGAGCACAAGGAGAAAUGCUCGGCCCACGAGCGUCUAAAACGCGAGCACUUGUCGCUGGAGCGCGAGCUGGGCGCGGCGCGCGGCGCCGUGCGCGCGCGCGACCUGGCCGCCGCCGCCGCCGGCCGCGCCUUCGUGGACGCCGCGCCCGCGCCCGCCGACGGGGAGGACAGGCCCGAGCCCAAGCUGGCGCUAGUGUCGCACCAGAAUGAGCAGCUGCUCAACGACGCCGGCGAGGGAACGCUAGAUGUCCGGUUGCAAAAGCUGCUCAGCUCGAAGCAGUCUCUGGAGGGUGAGGUGCGGCGCCUCAAGCUGCAGCUCAACGAGGAGCGCCACAACGGCGUCGCGCGCGCUCACGACCAGGACCUCGAAUCAGAAUUGGAGGCCCUCCGCAAGUCAAACGCGGAAGCGAAAGCGCGAGCGGCGCGCGCCGAGGCGGAGGCGGCGCUGCAGGCCGCCGCCGCCACGCGCCUCGGGGCGCAGCUACAGCGGCUCAAGGCGCAGGCCGACGCCAGGGACGAUGCCGAGGAGCAGCUCAAGCAGGAGCGCCGCAAGCUGCAGAGGGAGGCCCGCGAAGCGCUAAACCGAGUAGAAGAGUUGGAGACGGAGAACAGCCACCUCACCAAGCGGCUCGACAAGCUCAAGAACGCCAAGUCCGCGCUGCUCAAGGAGCUGUGACCCGGUCCAAUACCGACCUUAACCUGAACACAUACGGUCCACUUUACAAUGGAGUUCAGCCGUGGCUUCGCCUGAGCCUGUGUCUUCGAAUAUGAACCUUGCUGCGGCCGCGGAAAGUUUAAAUUACAAUAAACCAAGCUGGAAUUAUGACUCAUGCCCGGCACUGUGCAAUGUAUCAAUACCAAUCUUAACCCAACGACGUAAAGUAUAAAUUGUAAUGAACUCGUGCCCAUGCCGCAAAUUCUAAAUUUGAAAGAAUCAAUCAUAUGGUCUUGCGUCUCUGUGCUCAGGUAACAUGAAUCCAACCUUAACGCCUGGACGCAAGGUCUAUAUUUAAGUAAUCGUAUACUUCGAACUGCUUUAAAGUAAUAUAAACCGUGAUGCAUACAGUUAAGGUAUAAAAUGACAUGAUUUUUCUGUAGUGCAACGACGGUUAUUUAACUUUGUAGUGCGGUUUAAGUUAUUUUUUUGCAUAAUGGAAUCUGUCACAGAAAGACUAUGACUCAUUAACUGUCGUAGCUUAAAACCAAUGCUUUUUAUAAAAUAUCAGCACAGAAUUUCGGGCACCUGUAUCUUAUACCAAUCAACAUAAUAGCCAUGUAGUAUAGUGUAGGUAAACGCUGAACCUUUAGCGAGAUGACACUGACAUUACCAGAACCAUAAAUAAACCAUUUAGUAGACGGCCAUCCAAAGCACGUACGUAAUCUUAUUGACACUCAUAUAGAUUAAAAAUAAGUACUUUUGCCAUCUUUAUAUGUGUUGCGUCUGUAAGAUUACUCUAGAUUCCGAUUCACGAAAGCUGGCACGAAUUUAAUGAACGAAACUCUCAUUGUAUGACUGACACCUGUAUCGGUGUACAGUCAGAACCACCAUUUUAAUGGUUGAUGCGAUACUCACAUAGAUAUUUCCAUUCACUCAUUCAUUCCAUUCGUGACAGCUCUUGUGAAUCGACCUAUAGGCGUUGGUGCUCUAAUGAGGGACGCGCAGUUGAAGAUGGUUUAUCUCUAAGAUGGUUUCGGAAAUGAAAGUCCAUAUGAACAAGCCGUGACAUGUUAUACACCCAAAUAAUUUGGUUGUGUUAAGAAACAUUUAAUAAUUCUAAUUUGUAAAUUGCUUGAUAAAUGUUAAUUUUUGUAAAAAUAAUCAUGUGUAUAAUUAAUAAUUUGUUUUAAUGAUAAUUAUUUAUUCCUAAUGCAUUGAAUUAUGUUCGUAUUUUUCUGUAUAUUUCUAUUUUAUUUUAGAAUAAUGAUAGCUUGCCGAUAUUUCGCUUCGCGUAACUAAUACUAAAAUAUUUUAUUACUUGCCAUUCGGUAUCACAAAUUUGUUUUAUUUUGCAAUAAAAUGGGUAAUUUAAGAGUUCGAAUGAAAGAGUGGGAAGGUCACAUAGUUAAUAAAGGGGGUAAGAGAUACCCAAUAGGAAAAAUUGGACACAUACAUGCAUUUACCAUUUUUGGGAUUAUAUAAUAGUUUGGCUAGCCACUACUUCGAUGACAGUUGGAGCAAAGUAAAUUAAAGUCAUCCCUCUUUAUUUUUUAUAGUACUAGUAUUAGCAUAAGACAGUAUGAUUCCCUAGCUGAUUCUUAAGAGAGAGAAAUGGGGCAUUCCAGAUAACUGUGUAACAUGACGCUAUUUUUUAAAACUUCUGAUAAAGCUAAGAAGCCGAUAUUUGGCAUGAUAACUUUGCUUUAAAUUUUUACGGCAUAUGAUACAGAUUUCUGCAGGUUUAGGUACUGUGCUACAUGAAAUAGUAGAAAUUAAAUAAAAUGGAACAAAUAAUCCAUACAAAAUUAUUGCCCUGUUAAAGCAUUUUACGUCAAAAUGUGAUAGUUACGAAGAAAGUGGCGCCCUCAUUUAAUUUCUACUCUUUCAUGUCCCACGAAGCUGCCAUACGCGUCAUGUCUCCUACAAAGUAGACCUUUUUUGUGGAAUGCCCCAAAUGGCUAGCUAAACUAUAAUCACUCGGCAAGUUCUAAAUUGUAAACUAUCUGCAUAUGGAUGGAUAUGGAGGAAACUGUCAUGUGCCGAUCCCCGAUAUUAAUUCUGUGAUAUUAAUUGGUUGAUUAUGAAUGUAUAAAACGAUUGCUCAAAACGGUAUCCCACGUGAUGUGAUAGCAGAUUGAAUUUAAACGUCCACCGAGCGCGGCUCGCGGUUAUGAGAUUACAUACAUAUUGGAUAGUUACCAAACCCUACUCUUACUAAUUUACAGAGAUUACUGAAUAAUAAAGACUGUUUAUCCUCUAUAACUUACUUUCCCUGAGAAAUAACAAGUUAUAAAUCCCCAUUUAGAUUGUUCUAGAAUUUGCAAGCAAUUUUCGUUGCUAUAUUUGAAUGGUUGUCAAAUCGUUCGUUGGCGUGAAAUCUUGUCAGCAAUGUAUCGAAUAUUACAUGCAAUUUCAUGAACCGUCUUCAUAGGGCUUUUUGUGUCAAAUUGUAGAGACCUCGUCUGUCACCUUAUGGCCUAAAUCUAAAACUUGACAUUGACACUUCACGCCAAUAAGCAUGCAAGUACUGCCGCCUACAGUUCACAUAUACAGAGAUUAACAGUUUUUAUUAUUUCCUCGUCUCAACUAAUGUCAUGAAUGAAUUUAAUAUGUAACGAGAUGAAUGUUCGCGGAUGUUCUAUAUAUAUUUUGAUGGGUAGAGCAAUGUGGGCGAUUAUGGACCUUGUUGUACAUGUAAUAUAGUUGUAAUUCGAUAGUCAUGCUCACGUAACUUAACCGUGCCAUCGAGCACCAAAUUAAUGUAUUAGAAUACAAUUUGAUGUGGUAGUUCUCCGUAGUAACCAAUUCAUGUUGCGGUUAGGCCGCGUACACACUGUAGUUUAUUCAAAAAUAAAGAUUCAUUGCUGUAAGAUGUGUCAAAUUCGUGCUUCAAAUUUUGACAGCUGAUGUAGAUGGCGCUGUACGACUCGGAACAUUAUGCGGUAACACUGGUUGUCAAAAGUUGACCUUUUACCAGUGACCACAAAACAUGGCGCCGUACAGCGCCAUCUUUAGCUGUCAAACUCAAGGGCACGAUUUUUUCUUAGAGUUUACUCCUCUUCUAAAUACAAGUAAAAUGCAGUGUGCCCGCGGUUUUAGUGAUAUGCUUGUCAGAUGUUUUUAUAUACGGUUGAAUGGUUCGAAUGAAGUAUAAUGACGGAUCGUUUCGGCCCCGUAGAGGUAGAAUUUUAUACGCCACAAAUAUAACUGCACCUGCAUUUAGAGACUAGUGCAUUUGCAAGGUGUAAAUCAGGAGUUCUCAACCACCAAUUACGUAAUACCAAAGGGGGAGUUUUUCUUGAUUUUGCAACAUUAAAAGGAGGCUUGGCAAAAAAGGUUGGGGACCCCUGGUGCAAAGUAUUUAACCGUUAUGAAGUCUUGUAUUAAGCGCUGGAUUCGCAAUUAUUUUUUCUAUCCAUCCUUUUAACCGAUUUUGUUCUUUAAAUGUUGUCUGCUAGAGCUGUAAACGAUAAUGAGACUUAAUUUAAUGAUGUUAAAGUUGCAUUUCGAGAGUGACCUGGGCACGCCUAAGGCAGUCGUUGAAAUUGAGACUGUAACUUCGUAACGUUAAGGUUCAUUAUUGCUUAUAUUGAAAAUUAGCAUGCAAUAUUACAGGAAUAAAUCACCCUCAAUAAUUUGUAAGUAGGAAUAUCAGUUGUAAGACCCCACAUCGACGCGAAACUAUUACAUUUUAAUUAUAAUCCCUAAUAAAUGGUUAGUUAGGCGUCGGUUUGAGGCCUAGUGAACGAUGUAUGUAUUUUGGUGCUGCAUUACUAAUUUAUUUUGUUUUAACUAGGACUGACAUGAAGCGAGACUUGACUUAAUAAUGUAUAAAUUUGGAUACUUUGAAUAAACUUCGCUCUGA
Cydia fagiglandana is the source of this 5580-nucleotide messenger RNA. RefSeq names its product leucine-rich repeat flightless-interacting protein 2. The transcript is spliced from 8 exons. Bases 264 to 1733 code for a protein of 489 amino acids. Gene Ontology annotation, biological process: regulation of DNA-templated transcription. The record is from RefSeq and is a predicted model, not a curated record. NCBI's taxonomy places the organism in Eukaryota, Metazoa, Arthropoda, Insecta, Lepidoptera, Tortricidae.